AUGGCGGUUGUGGGUCAAGGACGGGCCAAGCGAGAAUUUUCGGCAACUUUGAAACAUAUGGCCGGCGGGCACGGCCAGCGACGUUGUUGGCGCUUCUUCACGAGCGAACGUCUCCAGAAGCCACCCGCUGUAACACUUGAAACUUUACUUCAUUGUCCUCUUUUUUUCCAGCCUAUUAGCUCGUCCUCUUUCUUCAUUUUUCUACUCUCCCGACACUUUCAUGCCCAUUUUUGCGCAAGUUUGAGUUUAUUCUGAAAACGACGUUUUUUCAGACAAACGUCAUGGAGAAGGCUAGAAUUGCCAGGCGUCUGGAGGCCGUUUUUGACGAGCAGAAGAAAGCGGCUACUUUGGCUUCAACGGCUACUGGGUUCAUCAUGUCAGUUUCUUCAGGAAUUUAAACUUGAGAGGUCAUUUCUUGUCGGAAGCCGCUGAGACAUAGUCUGAUAUCAUUUUUGUGAGCUUUAAUUUACAAACUUCUCGGUUUUUAAAAACAGAAGCUCAGUUCACAAAAAGCAAUGAUUUCUUUUUAAUAAAUUGGUUCUCAAUGAUUAAGAAUCUCGGCUGAUUCAAACUUUGAUGUAUUCGUAUCAUGACGUGGAAUGAACUAUUUCGUAAUUACGGUAGUUUCAAAUUUCAGAAAAAUGUUUAUGAGAUUUCAAAACUACGUUCCAGGUCGAUCUGCUUCUUCGUGCUCCCUUUGAUGUGGUCUGGCAUGUUUCACAUCGUUCCUUUCCCAGCUCAGCAGACGUGCUCCGGCGACCCAUGGAGCGGCAUCACCGACCUCUGA
Molecule: messenger RNA, 787 nt
Organism: Caenorhabditis auriculariae
Lineage: Eukaryota; Metazoa; Nematoda; Chromadorea; Rhabditida; Rhabditidae
Source: the annotation of a GenBank genome assembly